AUGCCUAUUCCCUACUCUUCUCAUCGAUUUGAGCACGUGCGGAUGUAUCAGAGGCCUGCCGCGUAUGGACCACCGGUCGAAGGGAGUGGCAGUUGGUUGGGGAUUGGCAUUGGAGGACAUGGUAACACAGGAUCGUCGAUUUGCAUGGGGGUUGUGAGCCGGGUAUUGCGGCCAUAUGGUCGACAGCAGGGUAUUCCACAAGGAGCAUGUUUUUAUGCUCGAUGGAGACAAGAUAUUCCAGAUUGGGGACCUACGAUUGAUAGCACGGCAGUAGUGGAGGAUUUCUUUCAUUUAGCCGACCAGAUCUGGGAUUAUGCCCCUGAGAUAGUUGAUGCAGGGAUGACUGACAAGUUUGCAGCACUCUUUGUAGCAUGUACAGUGGCUAGAAUAUCAGAUCUAGUUGAGAUGAUUCCCGCUUUUGAUGAUGAUAAGGAUGAUCAGCCUGAGAGAUUAGGGAGACGGGGAGAGGCGGGUGAGGAGGGCUUAACAUUUUUUCCUCGUUGCUUACGCGAUUUGCUUGCAGGAACAUAUUCCCUAUUUUCCGAGCUGUUUCUACGAAGCUUCAUUAAGGCCAUCUAUUUAUGUGCACGAUCUGCUCGACAUCAAUUCAUUCGUCCCACCAAUAUGCCAUCUUUUUCCUCGUCCCACCAACAUGGUGGGGAUCGUUCAGGUUUCUCUGGAAUCGAACCUCCCUUUAAGAGGAAGAAGGUUUCUGAAUCUUCAAGAUUCUAUGAUGUCUUCAUCAACCACAGAGGUCCUGAUGUGAAAAACACUCUGGCUCUGGAGCUUUCCAAAUCCCUUGAGAAAUUGAGAAUAGUGGCGUUUCUCGAUUCUGAAGAAAAACAACUUGGAAAUUCGUUUACAUCCACCAUUGAGACAGCCAUUCGAUCUGCUGUUGCGCUGUUUCCACUCUUUAAGAAGAGGUAUACAGAAAAGCUGAGGGAGUGGAAGGAAGCCCUCCAAUCUGUUUCAUUUAUUGUCGGGGAAGAGUUAAACAGAGACUGCGAGAAGAUAGUGUCAACAGUGCAAAGGGAAGUGCAAAGGAUGAGAUGCUUACAUGUUGCCAAAUAUCCGGUAGGACUUUCUAAGCUUGUAGAACAUUUUGAAGAGCACUGCAUUGAUAAGCUUGUACAGGAUUUUGAAAGCCUGUGCAAGAUGAACAAACAAAGGGAAGGGAAGGCUAAGAUAGUUGGUAUUUUUGGCAUGAGUGGGGUGGGAAAAACAACUCUCUGCAAAGAAUUGUUUAACAGAAAGCGUUUAGAUUAUUGUCGAUCCUGUUUUCUGUUUGAUGUUCGGGAAGGCUCUGUGGAAAGAGAUCUGCCUUCUUUGCAAUUGAAGCUCCUCAGAGAACUCUUUGAUGAAAAAGACCAUCAAAGCUUUGCAAGCAUAGACGAUUGUACAAGCUGUCUUAGUAAUUGUUUCGCAAGGAGCAGCAAUCUGAGAUUCCUAAUUGUUCUAGAUGAUAUUGAUCAACAGGAACAGUUAGAUGCCUUCUUGAUCAGUGAUGAGCUAAAUAACUGUGGCAAUAGUUUGAUAAUUGUUACAACUCGUGAUAUAGGAGUGCUAAUAAAUGCAGGGAUUACGGUUGGUUAUAAUUUCAAAGGAAUGGAUGCAAAUGAUGCGAAAGAGUUGUUUUGUUUGCAUGCUUUUAGCCAAUCUUAUCCCUCAAGUGGAUACGAAGAGCUGGUUGAUUCCUUCGUACACGUUUGUGGCGGCUUACCACUGUCUAUUCAAGUUCUCGGCAGGCAUGUUCAUGGCCAAGAUCAGAAGUUUUGGGAGUUAGAAUUGAAGAAAGCUAAAAAGACGCUGCCUCAAGACAUACACAAGAGACUAAGAAUCAGCAUUGAAACGUUGGACAGCGAAGAAAAACAAAUUUUCAUGGAUGUUGCAUGUUUCUUCAUAGGAGCAUUGAAGAAAGACGCCAUCAGAGUGUGGGAGGGAUCGGGAUGGAGCGCUCAGCAUGCACUGCGAAAACUGAAAAAUAAAUGUCUGGUUGAAGAAUUGGAAGAUCAGAAGUUCAGGGGACAGUUCAAGGAUCUGUUAGAAGAUUCCAGAGAAGAAAAUUUUGUAUUGAGAAUGCAUUACCACUUGCGGGACUUGGGACGAGAAAUGGCAGAUGAGCUGAGUCAUCUUCGUCGCCUGUGGCGUUCUCAACAUCUCCAAUCUCUGAACUUGCAAUCUUUAAGCAUCAUUGGUGGAAGUCUGGAAAGAUUGUGGCAGAAUAAUGAACAGGAACCCAUCGCGCUAAAAGAGCUGCGGAUAAGGAGCAUUUCUGAGUUGAAGGAGUUAAGCUUGGGCCUUCUGAGCUGUCUUGAGAAAUUUACAAUUUAUAAUUGUUGGCAUCUGAAAAGUAUGACAGGAAUAACUGAUCUUACGAAACUAGUGGAAUUGAACAUUAGCAAAUUAUCUUAUCUUGAGAAGCUAAUAGAAUUGAACAUUAGUGGGUGUGAAAAGAUUGAGGAAUUAAGUCUUGUUCGACUCAACUGCGUGGAAAAAAUUAAAAUUUCUGAUUGUUCAGAUCUGAAGAGUGUUGAAGGAAUAUCUAAUCUUAGAAAGCUAGUAGAAUUGCAAAUUGAAAAGUGUCCAAAGCUUGAGGAGAUAAGUUUUGUUCAACUGGGCUUCCUACAAAAUAUUACAAUUUCUAAUUGUCAGAUGUUAAAAAGUUUGAAAGGAAUAAAUGAUCUUGCGAAACUAGUAGAAUUAAACAUUAGUAAAUGUGAGGAGCUUAAAGAGUUAAGUCUUGUUCAGCACAGCUGCUUAGAGAAACUUAGUAUUUCGAAUUCUCUGAAUUUGCAGAGUGUGACAGUAUCUCAUCUUGAGAAGCUGGUAGAAUUGAACGUUAGUGGGUGUGAAAAGAUGAAGAAAUUAAGUCUUGUUCAACUCAGCCGCCUUGAAAAAAUUAAAAUUUCUCAUUGUCCAGGUCUGAAGAGUGUCUCAGGAAUAUAUGAUCUUAAGAAGGUUGUAGAAUUGCAAAUUGAAAAAUGUCCAAAGCUUGAGGGGGUAAAUUUUGUUCAGCUGAGAUUCCUGGAAAAUAUUACAGUUUUUGAUUAUCAAAAGUUGAAAAGUUUGAAAGGAUUGAAUGGUCUUACGAAGCUAGUAGAACUCAACAUUAGUAAAUUUCAGGAGCUCGAAGAGUUAAACCUUGUUGGACACGGUUGUCUAGAAAAACUGAGAAUUUUUAAUUCUCUAAAUCUGCAUAGUGUUACAGUAUCUCAUCUACAGAAGCUGAUAGAAUUGAACAUUAGUAGCUGUCAAAAGAUUGAGGAGUUAAGUCAUGUUCAACUCAACUGCCUUGAAAAAAUUAGAAUUUCUGAUUGUCCAUACCUGAAGAGUGUGGCAGGAAUGUCUGAUCUUAGGAAAAGUGUGACAGUCUCUCAUCUUAGGAACCUGGUAGAAUUGAAGUUCAUAAAUUAUGUAAACAUUAAGGAGUUAAGUCUUGUUCAACUUAGCCGCCUUAGAAGAAUAAAAAUUCUUGGUUCCCUGACGGUGAAGAUUAUUGAAGUGAAAGGUUGUAAAAUUUUGAGCAGAGUAGAUUUUGAGAAUUUGAAGAAUGUUGUAAAAUUGAGCAUCUACGACUGUCCUGAGCUUGAGAACUUGCCAGAACUUGUAAACUUACAUCAGCUCAAGAUGGUUUCACUGCAUAAUUGUCCAAAGCUGAAGAAAAUAACACUACCAACAACACUCAUCAAAUUCACCCUACAAUGUUGUAGAGAAUUGCAAACAGUGGCAGGAAUAUAUGAUUGUACAGAUGUUGAAGAGCUAGUUAUUAGUAAAUGUCCAGAGCUUGAGUUCGACGAGUUAAGUUUUGCUCGACUGUGUUGGCUGAAGAAAAUUGCAAUUGACAGCUGUGGGAAGAUGCAGAUAAUAACAGUAAAUGAAGAGAAUCUAGUGUUCAUAAACAGACAGAUUUAUUUAUUUUUUACGCAGAAGCUUCCAUCGGAUUUUAUUCAAGUAGUUGGCAGAGCAGUAGAUGGAGCAGAAUCAAAUCUCAAUGCAAGUUUUUUUUGUACCAAAUAUAUUAGCGCCAAUUCUGUCAUCCAAAUUAGUAGUGAUCAGAUUUGCCCUGAUGAUUUGGUGAGUGCAAUCAUCAUAUGCGCUGUGGUUGUGGUGAAUACUUGUUCUGCAGCGAACAUGAUUAAUGACUUCAUGGCUGAAAUUUGA
This is a messenger RNA of Cryptomeria japonica (Japanese cedar), 4161 nucleotides long. Its product is annotated as disease resistance protein Roq1-like. The transcript has 13 exons. The record is from RefSeq and is a predicted model, not a curated record. Lineage: Eukaryota; Viridiplantae; Streptophyta; Pinopsida; Cupressales; Cupressaceae. Gene Ontology annotation, molecular function: ADP binding. The coding region runs from base 1 to 4161 and encodes 1386 amino acids. Gene Ontology annotation, biological process: signal transduction; defense response.